Molecule: messenger RNA, 11958 nt
Organism: Lymnaea stagnalis (great pond snail)
Lineage: Eukaryota; Metazoa; Mollusca; Gastropoda; Lymnaeidae
Source: the annotation of a GenBank genome assembly
UGGAGUGUUCCCCAUGAAAGUAAUGGCAUCCAACAAGAACCUCCCUCAUUCAGCUAAUGCCUCAGUGGACAUCAACCUCCUUGAAGGAGUGGACAUCGCCAUCAUCCAGGGACCUUUGUUUGUUCCCAGUGGAGAAGUUAUCGUCUUUACCUUGGCUAACCACACAGGUUGGUGUUUAACGUGAUAGGUCGGUGUUGUCGAAUGUCGUCUUUACCUUGGCUAACCACACAGGUUGGUGUUUAACGUAAUAGGUCGGUGUUGUCGAAUGUCGUCUUUACCUUGGCUAACCACACAGCUUGGUGUUUAACGUGAUAGGUCGGUGUUGUCGAAUGUCGUCUUUACCUUGGCUAACCACACAGGUUGGUGUUUAAUGUAAUAGGUCGGUGUUGUCGAAUGUCGUCUUUACCUUGGAUAACCACACAGCUUGGUGUUUAACGUGAUAGGUCGGUGUUGUCGAUGUCGUCUUUACCUUGGCUAGCCACACAGGUUGGUGUUUAACGUGAUAGGUUGGUUUUGUCGAAUGUCGUCUUUACCUUGGCUAACCACACAGGUUGGUGUUUAACGUAAUAGGUCAGUGUUGUUGAAUGUCGUCUUUACCUUAGCUAACGACACAGGUUAGUGUUUAACGUAAUAGGUCGGUUUUGUCGAAUGUCGUCUUUACCUUGGCUUACCACACAGGUUGGUGUUUAACGUGAUAGGUCGGUGUUGUUGAAUGUCGUCUUUACCUUGGCUAACCACACAGGUUGGUGUUUAACGUGAUAAGUCGGUUUUGUCGAAUGUCGUCUUUACCUUGGCUAACCACACAGGUUGGUGUUUAACGUGAUAGGUCGGUGUUGUCGAAUGUCGUCUUUACCUUGGCGAACCACACAGGUUGGUGUUUAACGUGAUAGGUCGGUGUUCACGAAUGUCGUCUUUACCUUGGCUAACCACACAGGUUGGUGUUUAACGUGAUAGGUCGGUGUUGUCGAAUGUCGUCUUUACCUUGGCUAACCACACAGGUUGGUGUUUAACGUGACAGGUCGUCGUUGUUGAAUGUCGUCUUUACCUUGGCUAACCAAACAGGUUGGUGUUUAACGUAAUAGGUCGGUGUUGUCGAAUGUCGUCUUUACCUUGGCUAACCACACAGGUUAGUGUUUAACGUGAUAGGUCGGUGUUGUCGUAUGUCGUCUUUACCUUGGCUAACCACACAGGUUUGUAUUUAACGGGAUAGGUCGGUUUUGUCGAAUGUCGUCUUUACCUUGGCUAACCACACAAGUUGGUUUUUAACGUGAUAGGUCGGUGUUGUCGAAUGUCGUCUUUACCUUAGCUAACCACACAGGUUGGUGUUUAACGUGAUAGGUCGGUGUUGUCGAAUGUCGUCUUUACCUUAGCUAACCACACAGGUUGGUGUUUAACGUGAUAGUUUGGUGUUGUCGAAUGUCGUCUUUACCUUAGCUAACCACACAGGUUAGUGUUUAAUGUGAUAGGUCGGUGUUGUCGAUUAUUAAAUGUAAAUGUCCUGAUGGGACAGGCUGCUAACUUAAAACUUAGAGAUGGGUAAAAGUGACGAAAAAAUUAAUAUCAAUUUGUUUUAGUUGAUGCCACGCUAUGAAUGUUAUUUAUUGAUUCUUGUUAUGGCUAUACUUUGAAUCAUGGUGGCAUGAUGGCCCGAGUGCAGGACAACGGUCAGUCAUCUCAAGCAUUCCCCGUCACAACAGUGUGUAGCAGGGCUGUGUCCUUCCACUCACACUCUUCAGUAAAAUGUAUUCUACAAUGCUGUCUAAUGCAUUCAAGGACUCCACCACGGGCUUGCCAAUCCAGUUUCGCGAUGAUGGAUCAGUAUUCAACCUUAGGAGGCUUCAAGCUAAAACCAAGGUCAAACAUACCACGAUCAACGAGCUUCUGUUUGCAGACGAGUGUGCCCUAAAUUGCUGUCUCAGAAGCCAUCAUGCAACCUAGCGUUGAUAUCUUCUCUGAGGCCUGCAAUAACUUUGGCCUCACAAUCAACACAAAGAAGACUGAGGUGAUGUAUAAGCCAGCUCCCACUAAGCCUUACGUUGAACUCAACAUCAUCAUCAGCGGACAGCGUCUCAACCCGGUGGAUAAAUUUACUUACUUGGGCAGCAGCCUCUCCAGAUCUGUCGUCAUGGAUGAUGAAAUGAAUGGCCGACUCGCAAAAGCUAGUGCCAUAUUUGGCAGGCUCUGCAGCACUGUUUGGGACAGGAGAGGUAUCAGACGAGGAACGAAGCUCAAGGUCUAUAGCCUAGCAGUCCUCCCGACACUGCUUUAUGGAUGUGAAACGUGGACUGUCUACCAGCGUCACGCCAAGAAACUGAAUCAUUUUCACACUACCUGCCUCAGGAAACUCCUCGGCAUCAGUUGGCAAGACAAAGUCCAUGAAACAGAGGUCCUCACUAGAGUGAACCUACCUAGUAUCUUCACCACCUUGAUGCAGUCUCAACUCCGUUGGAUGGGGCACGCAGCCCGUAUGUACGACCACCUGCUCCCAAAUCAGAUAUUCUUCUAAGAACUCAAGAUAGGCAAGCGCUCCCAAGUAGGUAAAAAAAGCGUUACAAAGACUCACUGAAAGCGGCACUAAAUACCUUCAGCAUCAAACUACUCAAUGGGUGCAUAUAGCCCAGGACAGAGCCAGGUGGAGAGCAGCUGCCAAGAAAGGGGCUAAAUCCCAUGAAGCUAAUAGAAUAACCCCAGCUGAGACACGAAGGUUGGCCCGAAAGAGCAACAUUAGGUCGCCGUAAGCAGCAAAUAUCCCCUGCCCGCGGUGCCAGGGAUUAUUCCGAGCAUGGAUCGGUCUGGCAAGCCACCUACGAGCUCACCGUAACCCACCCUCCACCUAACCGGAUGAGUCGAUGGUUCUAGUUGAUUUCGACAGGUGUUUCUUCUCUGGGGCUGCCACACUCGGCGGCCAAUCGAGUGGAGGUCGAGUGUGGCGGUCUUAGGGGCGGAGCGUCCCUGGCGUGCCGCUUCGCGGCCCGAUCGGAAUAAAGACCACUGGGGGAGUGGUUGACGGCCGGUUUGGUUGGCGGGGUGGUGCGUUGGGGAGGACCAUAUGAGCCUCAAGGCUCGGUGUUCGCUGAUUUUCUUAAGUUAGUUAGUUAGUUGAUUUCGACGGACGAACUACAACAACACUUUGAAUGUGAUUUAUUGUUGUUUUUUUUUUGUGGCUACACUUUGAACGUGAUCAAUUUAAGACAUACUACUUUCCUUUAUUUCAGGUUCAAAUCUGAGCUAUUUUUGGAACAUCACGGAUGGAACUCCCGACUCGUUUCACCCCAACUUGACUCACUCAUUUACUAACCCAGGAACUUAUGACAUCAGCGUGGUCAUCUUUAACAUCGUCAGCGAUAAAUCCAACACGACGACAGUCAUUGUACAGAACAAGGUAAGUCCUUCGGUCAGAUUGUGGCCAUUUUAGACCGAUCCAGUGGUCAUUUUAGACAGAUCCAAUGGUCAUUUUAGACAGAUCUAUUUGUCCGUUUAGACAGAUCCAGUGGUCAUUUUAGACAGAUCCAAUUGUCAUUUGAAAAUUAUAGAGUGGAAAUUAUAGACACAUUCGGUUCAGGUCUCCUCUCAGAAAUAUUUCAUGAUUAUUUAAACAGUUUCAGACUGACACUUUUGUAACGUCAACCAUUUGUCAGUGAUGUAUUUCAAUGUAAUUUUCUAUUUCAAUAUCAUCUUUCUCUCGUCCCUUUAGAUCAUAGGACUGACCAUGACAGUUCAAGAUUCAGCUGUCAACACAGCGGUCCCGUUUACUCUUAGCCUGUCCGCUGGCACCAACUACACCUGUCAGCUAGACUACAACGACGGGACCCCUGUUUUGAUCACUGACAACACCUCGAUGCCUGUUGGCGCCCCUCUAAGAGUUACCCAUACGUACUCUAGUACCGGGGUAUACUCGGUUAUUAUCCUGUGUGAGAAUCAAGUAAGUUUUUUCAGGAUUGUACCCCGUCAUUCUGUCAUUCUCUUGUGUGAGAACAAGUAAGUUUUUUUCAGGAUUGUACCACCUGAUUGUCGUGUGUGAGAGUGAAGUAAAUUUGUUCAUGUUGUUUCAUUAUUUUAAAUGUUACUGGGAUUAUUUAACGACAGCAUUUUACUUGUAAAAAUAAAUGAUUAAAUUUUCAAUCGACAACUUCAAUUACAGGAAUGUUGAUUUGAUAACAAAGUGUUAAAAUGCUUAUGAUUGAUUCUCUGGAACGUACACAUAAUAAACUAUUGAGUUAGUACUCAGUAGAACGUACACAUAAUAAACUAUUGAGUUAGUACUCCGUAGAAUGUACACAUAAUAAACUAUUGAGUUAGUACUCUGUAGAAUGUACACAUCAUAAACUAUUGAGCUAGCACUUUUUUGUGGUCAAUUUAAUUGUGUGAUUGAUAUUCUCCAGUGACACAAGGUUUAUCACCCCUUGGUGCACUGAUUGCCCUUUGCCGCACUGCUUGCCCCUUGGUGCACUGCUUGCCCCUUAGUGCACUGCUUACAAAUUAUUAGACAAUCCAACACUAACUUUUAUUAUAAUUUAAAAUUUAUAACUUAUUGGUUUAAAACCUAUUGGUUUAUAACUAAUUGGUUUAUAAACUGGUCCAUAAAUUAUAGGCUAAAAAAAUAUUGGUUCAUAAAUUAGUCAAUACUUAUUGGUUCAUAAAUUGGUUCAUAACUUAUUUGUUCAUAAAUUGGUUCAUAACUUAUUGGUUCAUAAAUUGAUUCAUAACUUAUUGGUUCAUAAAUUGAUUCAUACCUUAUCGGGACAAAGAUUGAAAAAGGUGGGAGGAUGUAAGUGAUUAUACUUUGCACAUUGUCCUUAGCAACGUCACGGGACCAUAUCAACACAUUAUUUUAGUUUAUCGUAGAAAUAGAAAAUAAUCGAUUUCAAAAUUUCGCUCAAUACCUAAUACUUUUAUAUUGUAGGUGAGCAAAGAGAACGCGACCUUUGACCUGUACAUUCAGGAGCCAAUCACUAACCUCGAAUUGGUUCGCGAAGGUGCUCCUACCAAUGAACAAUUCGCCAUUGGCUGGACUGUUGACUCGGGCACCGAAAUUAACUUCACCGUGACAUUCAUCGGCCAACCCCUUAGCUUAAACCCAGCCAAGACUUCAACCUACUCAUGGGAAUCUCUGACCUUGCCUGGGAAAUCUGCUGCUGGCUACCCACUCCAGAUCACGGUAAGUGUUUUUCUUCCAUCUUUAUUUCAGAAUAAUUUUGUAGACGCUAAAGUGAAAAUGACUUGGACCUUUUAAUUGGUCAUUUGGUGAACACUCGUCUUGAACUCUAGUCAUAAUAUCAGACGUCUCGGGAUGAAGAAAUGUAUAAAUAAAUUCAAAUAUUGUUGUAUGGUGGUCCACUAACUGCUUGCUUGGUGGGCAACUAACUUCUUGCUUGGUGGUCCACUUACUUCUUGUAUGGUGGUCCACUAACUGCUUGCUUGGUGGUCAACUAACUUCUUGCUUGGUGGUCCACUUACUUCUUGUAUGGUGGUCCACUAACUGCUUGCUUGGUGGUCAACUAACUUCUUGCUUGGUGGUCCACUUACUUCUUGUAUGGUGGUCCACUAACUCCAUAUUUGGACGUCUUGUAAAAUCAUCCACUAAUGUCUUGUGGUCCACCAACGUCUUAUACGGUGGUCCGCUAACUUCUUGUAGGGUGGUCCACUAACUUCUAGAGUCAUUAACUUUGUAUUGUAUACCCACAACCCCCUCUAGGCGAACAACCGCAUCAGUUCCGCCAACAUCACCACCACUUUCAUCAUCAUGGACAAGAUUGUCAAUCCUUCACUUACUGUCGACCUGACCAAUGUGACCACAGAUGACCUCGUGACGUUCUCUGUCAACGUACAGAAGGGAUCCGAUGUCAGCGUUGUCAUACAAUUCCAAGAUGGCAGCCCCAACUAUAGUUGGUACACAGACCCACCCGGAGCCACUUGGCCGGGGCCUUUGAACUUGACCCACUAUUUCAUUAAUGGCUGUGUCUGCAAUGUCAAGGCCAUUAUUUCCAAUAAAGCAGGUCAGAUAACAAUGUUGAAUUUCUCAAUAGACAAACGUGACAUUCUGCCUCUUUAUAUUAUUGGCGGAAAAAACAUGUAUUCGAAUAUUGUAAUAAAACCUAAGUAUUCGAAAAUUGUAAUAAAAAACUAUGAAUUCGAAUAUUGUAAUAAAAGCUAAGUAUUCGAAAAUUGUAAUAAAAAACUAUGAAUUCGAAUAUUGUAAUAAAAGCUAAGUAUUCGAAAAUUGUAAUAAAAAACUAUGAAUUCGAAUAUUGUAAUAAAAGCUAAGUAUUCGAAAAUUGUAAUAAAAAACUAUGAAUUCGAAUAUUGUAAUAAAAGCUAAGUAUUCGAAAAUUGUAAUAAAAAACUAUGAAUUCCAUUAAAAUAUUUAUUUUUAAAACUCAGCCAUUUCCGAACAUGAAAAGUAUUCAUGGAUGCGGGCAAACAUUCCGUAGUGACUACACUGAUGCCAUUGCACAUCUACAGCAAACAUUUGAUGACAUGUUUGUUUGUUUGUUUGUUUGGUGUUUUUACUUCAAAGCACACAGAGCACCUUUUCAACUUGUUGCUGCUCCUUUCUCUUUUAAUGUGGAAGAUGCGCCCGUAACCCACCCCCCACCCCCCCCCACCCCCACUUGCGUUUAAAAAGGAGCUGAUUGGUCUUCAGUGCAAUUCUAAGUUCAGAGACUGAAAGGAGAAACAGACAAGCAUGUUAAAUUUAUGAGAGCAGUGCCCUCCACCUUCACUGAGAUCUCCAGGUUGCUCAAUCGGAUUAUGUGCCUCUUUGGGAGUACCUUUCUGUGUGAAAAUCUCUUUUCCCACUAUCAAAGUAAACAAGUCAAAGUUCAAGGCCAAACUUACUGAUGAGCAUCUUCAAGCUAUACUGAGGGUCUCCGUUGCUUCUCACUCAGGCGAAAUGUUGCUCAGCUGUGUAAGAAGAAGCGCUUCCAGGUCUCUGGCAACGAACAGUAGGAGGAAGAAAGUGAUGCCGAGUUCUUGAGAGCCCUUUAUGCUUUAUUUUGUUAUUAAUAAAGGUCCAGCAGAUUGUAACAGGUGCACUUUAUGGAAUUUGUACUCGCUUUUGCUUUACUUGAUGCGGCCCAGUCUCACUCAGACUCUACCUCCUGCGGCCCAGUCUCACUCAGACUCUACCUCCUGCAGCCCAGUCUCACUCAGACUCUACCUCCUGCGGCCCAGUCUCACUCAGACUCUACCUCCUGCGGCCCAGUCUCACUCAGACUCUACCUCCUGCGGCACCCGGAUGAUUUGAGUUUGAGACCCGUGAUCUAAAUCAAGAACUCUGCGCUGAAUAAAGAAUAUUGAUUUAUUACAAAUACCACAAUACAACUAAAAUUUUACUUCAAUAUUACUUCAAUAUUACUGCAAUAUUACUAAAAUAUUACUACAAUAUUACUACAAUAUUACAACAAUAUUACUACAAUAUUACUACAAUAUUACUACAAUAUUAUUAUUAUUGUUCGUCCGUCGAGGAUCGACGAGGACCAUCGAGUCGUCUGGUGACUGAUGACUUGCGCGGAUGACUUUGUUUAAAGUGAAGAAGAGUUGCGCGGCGUCUACCUCACUCUCUCGUCCGAGCCCACCAUAUCCAGUGGCAAGACUCUACGGCAACACGACCAGGGAUGGGUUCGGUUUCAGGAAUUGUCAUUGUUUGCGCCCAAUGGGACUCCAACUCCGGGUUUGAAUUCAGAGUUUCCUUCUCUUUGAUGAGUUGCCGACCAAGGUUAACGAGUCUUAUCCACCCGGGGUGAUGUUUUUACUACAAUAUUACUACAAUAAAACUACAAUAAUACUACAAUAUUACUACAAUAAAACUACAAUAAUACUACAAUAUCACUACAAUAAAACUACAAUAAUACUACAAUAUUACUACAAUAAAACUACAAUAAUACUACAAUAUUACUACAAUAAAACUACAAUAAUACUACAAUAUUACUACAAUAUUACUACAAUAUUACUGCAAUAUUACUACAAUAAUACUACAACAUUACUACAAUAUUACUACAUUAUUACUACAAUAUUAUUACAAUAUUACUACAAUAUUACUACAAUAUUACUACAAUAUUCUAGGGUUUAACAUCACGUCACCUCAAACACUAAUACUCACCAAAUAUCACCUUUAUUCUUCCCAUUAUUACCUUGAUCCCAGCCGAUAUUACCUUGACCCCACCCAUUAUUACCUUGAUCCCACCCAUUAUUACCUUGAUCCCAGCCGAUAUUACCUUGAUCCCACUCAUUAUUAUCUUGAUCCCCACCAUUAUUACCUUGAUCCCAACCAUUAUUACCUUGAUCCCAGCCGAUAUUACCUUGAUCCCACCCAUUAUUACCUUGAUCCCACCCAUUAUUACCUUGAUCCCAACCAUUAUUACAUUGAUCCCAGCCGAUAUUACCUUGAUCCCACCCAUUAUUACCUUGAUCCCACCCAUUAUUACCUUGAUCCCAGCCGAUAUUACCUUGAUCCCACUCAUUAUUAUCUUGAUCCCAACCAUUAUUACCUUGAUCCCAACCAUUAUUACCUUGAUCCCAGCCGAUAUUACCUUGAUCCCACCCAUUAUUACCUUGAUCCCACCCAUUAUUACCUUGAUCCCAACCAUUAUUACAUUGAUCCCAGCCGAUAUUACCUUGAUCCCACCCAUUAUUACCUUGAUCCCACCCAUUAUUACCUUGAUCCCAGCCGAUAUUACCUUGAUCCCACUCAUUAUUAUCUUGAUCCCAACCAUUAUUACCUUGAUCCCAGCCGAUAUUACCUUGAUCCCACCCAUUAUUACCUUGAUCCCAACCAUUAUUACCUUGAUCCCAGCCGAUAUUACCUUGAUCCCACUCAUUAUUAUCUUGAUCCCAACCAUUAUUACCUUGAUCCCAGCCGAUAUUACCUUGAUCCCACCCAUUAUUACCUUGAUCCCAACCAUUAUUACCUUGAUCCCAGCCGAUAUUACCUUGAUCCCACUCAUUAUUAUCUUGAUCCCAACCAUUAUUACCUUGAUCCCAGCCGAUAUUACCUUGAUCCCACCCAUUAUUACCUUGAUCCCAACCAUUAUUACCUUGAUCCCAGCCGAUAUUACCUUGAUCCCACUCAUUAUUAUCUUGAUCCCACCCAUUAUUACCUUGAUCCCACCCAUUAUUACCUUGAUCCCACCCAUUAUUACCUCGUCCCAGCCGAUAUUACCUUUAUACCACCCAUUAUUACCUUGAUCCCAGCCGACAUUACCUUGAUCCCAGCUGAUAUUACCUUGAUCCCACUCAUUAUUACCUUGAUCCCAGCCGACAUUACCUUGAUCCCAGCUGAUAUUACCUUGAUCCCAGCCAAUGUUCUCCUCACCUAGGAUCCUUUGAGCGGUAUGUCGAUGUCCUCGUCAAGGUUGGGUUCAGCACGAUAUCAUGGAGCUUGCCGGAUGAAGCAUUCUACCUGUACAACCCACCUGCCUAUGUUGAGUUUAUGUUCACAUCCACCACGAACUCGACCCCAACUAACCCAACGGUCACUGUUGACUGGGGAGAUGGCCUGCAGCCUAAAACCGAAAAUUUUGUACGUUUCGGAUCACCUGGAUACAGGUAAGGUCUGAGUCAUCUGGAUACAGGUAAGGUCAGGUUCACCUGGAUGCAAUCAUUAAGGUCAAUAUCACCUGGAUACAGGUAAGGUGGGGGUUGUAAAAUUGUUAAGUUCAUAGAAUCGUAUCAAGUUCCCAAAUUUCCCCACUAAAACCUUUUGAUGGGACUGCAUUUAAUCGCGCCAAGCAUGAACUUAAUAAAGCAACUCAAUGAAGUAACUCAUAAACUAACUCAAUAAAGGAACUCAAGGAAGUAAAUAAGUAAAGUAACUCAAUGAAGUAAAUCAGUAAAGUAACUCAAUGAAGUAAAUCAGUAAAGUAACUCAAUGAAGUGAAUCAGUAAAGUAAUUCAAUGAAGUAAAUCAGUAAAGUAACUCAAGGAAGUUAAUCAAAAAGUAACGCAAUGAAGUAAAUCAGUAAAGUAACUCAAUGAAGUAAAUCAGUAAAGUAAAUCAAUGAAGUAAAUCAGUAAAGUAACUCAAUGAAGUAAAUCAGUAAAGUAACUCAAUGAAGUAAAUCAGUAAAGUAACUCAAUGAAGUAAAUCGGUAAAGUAACUCAAUGAAAUAAUAUAAUGAAGUAACUCAAUGAAGUAACUCAGUGAUGUAACUCAUUAAGGAACUCAAUGAAGGAAUUUGAUUUUGUACUUUAGUGUACAGCCUUUAUGACAGAGUUUGCCAUGUUUGAUUUUGUACUUUAGUGUACAGCCUCUAUGACAGAGUUUGACAUUUUGAUCUUGUUUGAUUUUCACAUUUGAUCUCAUUUGGCAUCAUUUCCAUCUUGAGCUUGGAGACUAUCUUUGUGCAGUGUCUCUAUGACUCAAAGCUAUGUCUCUGGACAUAAAUGUCGCAUCUCUUAAUAAAUGUUACAUGUCCAAUUUUACUUUUUCAACUGUUACAUGUCCAAUUUUACUUUUUCAACUGUUACAUGUCCAAUUUUACUUUUUCAACUGUUACAUGUCCAAUUUUACUUUGUCAACAGUUACAUGUCCAAUUUUACUUUUUCAACUGUUACAUGUCCAAUUUUACUUUUUCAACUGUUACAUGUCCAAUUUUACUUUUUCAACUGUUACAUGUCCAAUUUUACUUUGUCAACAGUUACAUGUCCAAUUUUACUUUUUCAACUGUUACAUGUCCAAUUUUACUUUUUCAACUGUUACAUGUCCAAUUUUACUUUUUCAACUGUUACAUGUCCAAUUUUACUUUGUCAACAGUUACAUGUCCAAUUUUACUUUUUCAACUGUUACAUGUCCAAUUUUACUUUUUCAACUGUUACAUGUCCAAUUUUACUUUGUCAACAGUUACAUGUCCAAUGUUACUUUUUUGUCAACUGUUACAUGUCCAAUGCUACGUUUCCAGCCACCAGUUUGACGAUACCUUGGAUUACAUCAUCACGGUCACCAUGUCAAAUGUGCUUGGAUCAAGGACGUUCAAACACAAGGCCAUAGUAGUGGAGAAGCUGGUCGAACCAUUGAUAGACCUGGAGUUCCCCAGUGCACCCCUUGGAGAACCGUUCAACCUCACAUUCAAGCUCUUUCGUGGGGACCAGGACAACUACACAACUCUUCAUUGGGACCUAGGAGAUGGUUCAGCUGUGAGAAUCACUGACAGACACGGUAAGAUUGUAAACUUUGUCUUGUGUGAUAUCUAUUUACAGCUACUUUGAUUCACUUGUGAAAACUACUGAUAGACAGGGUGAGACUUAAACCUUCGUCUCAUGUGAGAACCACUGAGAAAGUAUGAUGAGUCGAUUAGGGAAGAACUAUUUGCCAUUAUUUAACAUUUGCACUUUAAUCACCCAUUACAUUACAAAUAAUGCCCUUCCAUCACCCAUUACUUUACAAAUGAUGUACUUCUGUCUCCAAGUACAUUACAACGAAUGCACUACCAUCUCCCAUUACAAUUCAAAUGAAGCAAUUCUGACUCUAAUUACAUUAUAUAUAAUGAAUGUCCAUAUCCAAAUACAUUACAAAUAAUGCACUUCCGUCUCCAAUUAAUUUACAAAUGAUGCAGUUCCAUCUCCCAUUACAUUACAAAUGAUGCACUUUAGUCUCCCAUUACAUUACAAUCGAUGAACUUCUAUUUCCUAUUUCAUUACAAAAUGAUGCACUUCCAUCUCCCAUCACAUUACAAAUGGUGCGCUUCUGUCUUGUACUACAUUACAAAGCUUUGAAGAAGCUCUUCUGUGUUACCAAGCUCAUCAAUACAUCUGUGGGUUGUUUCAGGUGAAGGUAAAUAUGCCGGUGACAACGAAACUGUCACAUACACCACCAAGCGAAUAGUAACUGUCAACGUGACAGCCACAGCUCCUUUAAACCAGACAGUUUCAGCCAGUAGAAGCUUUGACGUCAUUGAUCCUGUGUUAGACAGCUACGUCACUGUCACAGCUACACCAAGUGUCCCAUUGGGAAGUAAGUAA